Saimiri boliviensis boliviensis (Bolivian squirrel monkey) is the source of this 964-nucleotide messenger RNA. RefSeq names its product histone H3.Y. The record is from RefSeq and is a predicted model, not a curated record. Gene Ontology annotation, cellular component: nucleosome. Gene Ontology annotation, molecular function: protein heterodimerization activity; DNA binding; structural constituent of chromatin. Lineage: Eukaryota; Metazoa; Chordata; Mammalia; Primates; Cebidae.
UCUCCAGCCAGUGCGAGACUGCCUAGUAGGGAGACUCACCACCGCUGGUGUGCAGACCUAGGAAGCCCAGGACCCCCGGGAGACUGAGCAGUAGGGCCUCUGACCUGCAGACCAACGAGCUGGUAAGUCGGGCUGGGUUUCGGGGGCUAAGUGUGCGGGAGCGCCUUGCCCAUGGAUCUCAACUCACGAGCUUUCUGAAUUUCGUCCACAGCCCCACCAUCACAGCUGUCUGAAACCACCGCUGCCUGCUGUUGACCAGGCUCAGCCCAAGGACCGGAGAAAGGCCGAGGCCCCACACCAUGGCGCGCACCAAGCAGACCGCCCGCAAAGCCACCACUGUGCAGGCCCCCAGGAAGCCCGUGGCCACCAAAGCCCCAGGCAAGAAGUGGCCGCCUACAGGAGGGAUCAAGAAGCCUCACCGCUACCGGCCUGGCACCCUGGCGCUGCGCGAAAUCAGAAAGUACCAGAAGUCCACGGAGCUGCUCCUGCACAAGCUGCCCUUCCAGCGCCUGGUGCGCGAGGUCACCCAGCUCAUCAGCCUGGACCUGCGCUUCCAGAGCGCGGCCAUUGGCGCCCUGCAGGAGGCCAGCGAGGCCUACCUGGUCCGCCUCUUUGAAGACACCAACCUGUGUGCCAUCCAUGCCAGGCGUGUCACCAUUAUGCCCAGAGACAUGCAGCUGGCCCUUCGCCUCCACAGAGAAGGUCGUUAGGAGCCCAAAUGUAGUUAAGCGUAGGACUGGGUGUGGAAACAGGCAGAUAUCGGGUCUUGGUGGUGGUUCUGGGUGCUUUUGUUUGUGAAUGUCUAAUCUACCUUGAGGGUCAUAAGCCAGCAGUGUCAAAUUCAAUUGUUUCAGCGAGCGCGUUUCAGCACUUCCACUCUACAUCCGUGUUCAAUAAAUCUGUUCAUUUUCACUGGACUAUGCCUGUGUGUAGAAUACUUCAAACCAAAUAAAUCUCCUCUUGA